This is a messenger RNA of Sorex fumeus (smoky shrew), 1515 nucleotides long. RefSeq names its product calcium/calmodulin dependent protein kinase ID (gene CAMK1D). The transcript has 11 exons. The coding region runs from base 237 to 1394 and encodes 385 amino acids. Gene Ontology annotation, molecular function: calcium/calmodulin-dependent protein kinase activity; calmodulin binding; ATP binding. NCBI's taxonomy places the organism in Eukaryota, Metazoa, Chordata, Mammalia, Eulipotyphla, Soricidae. The record is from RefSeq and is a predicted model, not a curated record. Gene Ontology annotation, cellular component: intracellular anatomical structure. Gene Ontology annotation, biological process: peptidyl-serine phosphorylation.
GGGGGAGGACGCGGGGCGGGCGGCGGAGCGCGGCGAAGGGAGGCCCAGAAAGUAGCAGAAAGUGAGGCUGGCAGCGGCGGCAGGAAGUCUGCGUGCCCGAGCCGAGCCCACAUCGGAGCCGGGCAGGGCCGGCGGCGAGAGCGAAAGAGGAAACUGCGGGCGAGGCAGCGCCCCCCGCGCCCCGCGCCCCGCACCCGCCGCCCGUGCGCCCCCGGCCCCGCGCGCCCCCCGCUGCAAUGGCCCGGGAGAACGGCGAGAGCAGCGCGUCCUGGAAGAAGCAAGCCGAGGACAUCAAGAAGAUCUUCGAGUUCAAGGAGACCCUGGGAACGGGGGCGUUUUCCGAAGUGGUCUUGGCUGAAGAGAAGGCGACGGGAAAGCUGUUUGCCGUGAAGUGCAUCCCCAAGAAGGCGCUGAAAGGCAAGGAAAGCAGCAUAGAGAACGAGAUCGCAGUGCUGAGGAAAAUCAAGCAUGAAAACAUCGUGGCCCUGGAAGACAUCUAUGAAAGCCCAAACCACCUGUACCUGGUCAUGCAGCUUGUGUCUGGCGGGGAGCUGUUCGACCGCAUCGUGGAGAAGGGCUUCUACACGGAGAAGGAUGCCAGCACGCUCAUCCGCCAGGUGCUGGACGCCGUCUACUACUUGCACAGGAUGGGCAUCGUGCAUCGAGACCUCAAGCCCGAAAACCUGCUGUACUACAGUCAGGACGAGGAGUCGAAGAUCAUGAUCAGCGACUUCGGCCUGUCCAAGAUGGAGGGCAAAGGUGACGUCAUGUCCACGGCCUGCGGCACUCCAGGCUACGUGGCUCCCGAGGUCCUUGCCCAGAAGCCCUACAGCAAGGCUGUGGACUGCUGGUCCAUCGGGGUGAUCGCCUACAUCCUGCUCUGCGGCUACCCCCCCUUUUACGAUGAAAAUGACUCGAAGCUCUUUGAACAGAUCCUCAAGGCUGAAUAUGAGUUUGAUUCUCCCUACUGGGACGACAUCUCUGACUCCGCCAAAGACUUUAUCCGGAACCUGAUGGAGAAAGACCCCAAUAAAAGAUACACGUGUGAGCAGGCGGCUCGGCACCCCUGGAUCGCUGGUGACACGGCUCUCAAUAAAAACAUCCACGAGUCUGUCAGCGCACAGAUCCGGAAGAACUUCGCCAAAAGCAAGUGGAGACAAGCAUUCAACGCCACGGCGGUGGUAAGGCACAUGCGGAAGCUUCACCUGGGCAGCAGCCUGGACAGCACCAGCGCCGGCGUCUCGGGCAGCCUCAGCCUGGCCAGCCAGAAGGACUGCCUGGCCCCGUCCACGCUCUGUAACUUCAUCUCCUCCUCGACGGGGGUCUCUGGAGUGGCAGCGGAGCGGAGACCCCGGCCCACCACUGUGACCACAGCGCACUCUGGGGGCAAGUGACCGGCUCUGGGAGCGGCCCGCCGCCUGGAGCGCCCCCACCUGCAUGGCGCCCGCCUGCCCGGACUGGAAGACGUUUUUUAUGGCCAUAUUUUAUACUGCGACUCUGGUGUCCAUUUCUCAC